AUGUCGAACACGGUUAGCAGCAGUGGCCAAUAUGUGCGCCUUAGGCACAUUCCUUCUUAUUCCACGCCCCCAGAGAUCAAUCGUUCUAUUCAGGAUGAUGUUGAUUGUGAGCGUCCGCUUCGACCAAGACGCAAGCUACGAGGGCGCGUGGUACUCACUAUAUCGCUGAUACUAAACAUCGUCACGGUGUGCAUUCUACUAUUCUCGACGUCACCGGACUAUGAGACGCUUACCUACUCUCCAGCAAUGAAGGCAUCACAGGUCGAGCAGGUUGUUUUCUCGAGUGCUUUUGGUAUUGAACGUUCUCCCUUCCAAGGAGAACCUUCAGACGCCAACGACAAACUGUGGGCCGGUCUUUACGACUUCGGUAUCACGCGUAUAAGCACGGAAGAAGCUCGGCCAAUGGUAAAUAAAACGCUCCCAGUCGCGGACGGUCAGGGGGGCUACAUAAUUCAACUGGCCGUAUUCCAUCAGCUGCAUUGUUUGAAUAUGCUACGAAAGGGCAUAUACCACGGCAUUGACAUGUCCAACACCGAUGACUUGAUGGGAAUUGAGCACAUGGACCAUUGCAUUGACAUGCUUCGUCAGAGCAUUAUGUGCCAGAGUGAUAUUUCACCUACCACGUUCACUCGCACUUCUCUUGGGAAACCCAUGCAAGUGGUUGCGGAGGUUGCUCACACUUGUCGAAGUUUCUCUAAGAUACAGCAAUGGGCAUGGAAUAGGCGGAUUAAGGGGGAGCUGGACAAGAACACCGUGGUAACUGAUGACCCGUUGGGAUGGGGUACCUACACGUACUCACCCUAG
Xylaria bambusicola is the source of this 804-nucleotide messenger RNA. RefSeq lists its product as uncharacterized. Gene Ontology annotation, biological process: mycotoxin biosynthetic process. The transcript has 5 exons. The record is from RefSeq and is a predicted model, not a curated record. Lineage: Eukaryota; Fungi; Ascomycota; Sordariomycetes; Xylariales; Xylariaceae. The coding region runs from base 1 to 804 and encodes 267 amino acids.